Molecule: messenger RNA, 3591 nt
Organism: Octopus bimaculoides (California two-spot octopus)
Lineage: Eukaryota; Metazoa; Mollusca; Cephalopoda; Octopoda; Octopodidae
Product: junctophilin-1
Cellular component (GO): junctional membrane complex; plasma membrane; endoplasmic reticulum membrane
Source: RefSeq, a predicted model, not a curated record
ACUGUUUUUCUCUGUACAACCUCACAGUUACUUUCUCGCUCAUUCGCUCACUAACUCACACGCGGCUCUUACACAAACACACACACACACACGCAUAUAUAUAUUUAUAUACACUCACACACGCACACACACACACACUCACUCACGCAUAUACACAUAUACAUACUUGCACUCAUACAUACUCCACUCUGUCAGUGUAUUACCAGCGAUUUGUCUUGUGUAGUCGAGAUUCCUGAUGGUUCGUUUGCUGCUCGCUUACCAAAUAUAAACAGUAAAAACAGGCUGGAGGUAACGCAAUACUCUUGCUAAUGUUUGCUGCUGUACAGGAAAGAGGAGAUAUGAUACCUAUUUCGUACGUGGAACGUUUUCUAGCAGAGCAAGAAGAAGAAGAACAGACAAGAGGAGAGGACGUCCCUUGUUAGUCUUGUAUUCUGUAACAGUCUUCACCAUCCUCUGUGGCACCUGCCGCCGCUGCUGCUGCCGUCAAAGCCACCGCCACAAAUAUAACAUAUAACCACAAUCCCAGCAGUAACAACAAAUGCUAUUAUAAUUACUUUUUCUUCUUUUUUCUACCUUUACCUGUCUCUUUCUCACUCACUCUCUCACUCUUUCUUCUUUCACUCAAUUUCUCUCACCCUUCCUCGAUUUCACACCUUGUCUCUCUCUCUCUCUCAUUUUGUUUUCUUUCCAGUCAGUAUAUAUAUAUAUAUAUAUAUAUAUAUAUAUAUAUAUAUACACAUAGGCGCACACUUACACACACGCACACGCAUACGUAUAUGUACGUUUCGUUACGUACGUACGCAAAUACGCACACAGCAUUCCCUCUUCUUCUUCGUCUGCCCCCCCCCUGUUCUUCGACUGUUUUCUAUUUUUUUUUCCUCUGCUCGCUCUCUUCUCACCGACGCCACGCCAUACCGUCGAUUGUGAAAUUACCAUCUUUUUUCAUCGUUCAACACAUCCGUCACAACCACCAACUGGUUGGUUAGUGUGGAGUAUUCUAGCAACUGGUAAGAACUAGCUACAUUCCAGCUACUACUGCUGCUGCUGCUGCUGCUGCUGCUGGAUGCACAUGUGUGUGUUCUCCAUCGGCUUUCGACUGCAAUCUACUGCUGCUAGCUAGCCACACGGGUGUUGUUGCACCGGGGUACAGUCGAGCAUCUAUGUGUACAAGUGUUGUAAUAAUCCAUGACUUCCGGCGGAGGACGGUUUGAUUUCGAUGACGGGGGUACCUAUUGUGGAGGGUGGGAGGAUGGGAAGGCUCAUGGUCAUGGAGUUUGUACGGGACCGAAGGGUCAGGGGGAGUACUCCGGUGCCUGGCAGUGCGGCUUUGAGGUGUCUGGAGUAUACACCUGGCCCAGCGGCAAUUCGUACACCGGCCAGUGGUUCCAAGGCAAAAGACACGGCCUUGGUGUAGAGGGCAAAGGCCGCUGGGUCUACCGCGGAGAGUGGACACAAGGAUUCAAGGGACGAUAUGGCGUGAGAAAGAGCACUAGUUCGGGUGCACGCUACGAAGGUACCUGGACAACAGGACUACAGGAUGGCUACGGUUGCGAAACAUAUGCUGAUGGAGGUACAUAUCAAGGCCAAUGGCAAAGAGGCACUCGGCAUGGUUAUGGUGUGAGGCAGAGCGUACCUUAUGGACUGGCCUCACAUUACCGUCCCAAGGCCUUACGAGCAUCCCUAACGUCCUUAAGAAGUGAGAACGAAGAUGAGCAGGUUGUCAAAAAUCGGGAUCGUAAGCUUGAUGAGAGCCGUGGCGGGUUUGUGUUGAAAGCUCGAAGUGAUGAGACUCCAACUCAGCCUCGACGUUCCAUCUUUGACAAGCAAGGAAAAUACAGUUUGCGCAAGACUCUCAUGUCUGGCCUGAAACUGAAAAAACAGAAAAGUACUGGUGAUAUAAAUGAUUCUCCGAAGCGUCAAAGCGGAUCCGUUCGUAGCACCAUCAGCAACAUUAGCCAUGUUAGUGCUGACUCCACACAGUCUGGAAUGACCAACACAUCGAUGUACACAGAUAGCAAUCUAAGCUUUGUGAGUCAGGACGAUAUCACAGACAUCAAUGUAACAGAAAGCUAUAUGGGGGAGUGGAAGAAUGACAAACGGUCUGGUUUCGGUAUCAGUGAGCGAUCAGAUGGCCUCAAGUAUGAAGGGGAAUGGUAUAAUAACAAAAAAUAUGGAUAUGGGGUCACCACUUUUAAAGAUGGCGCCAGGGAAGAAGGAAAAUAUAAAAAUAAUAUUUUGAUAUCUUCUGGGAAGAAAAAUAAACUUUUUUUGAUACGGACCUCUAAACUUCGUGAGCGUGUGGAUAACGCACUUGUUUCUGCACAAAGAGCUGCACAGAUAGCAUUACAGAAAGCUGAUAUAGCAAUCACUAGAAUGGCUAAUGCCCGUUCAAAAUCAGAGCAAGCUGAUCAUGCUGCGUCAUUGGCUGGUCAGGACUCAGAUAUUGCACGUAUGAAAGCUAAAGAAUAUGCUCCAGAGUUUAUCCAACCUGGAACUGAUAUUUUGAAUAAGAAAUUACAAGAAAACCCAGAAGAUAAUGAAUAUUGCCAUAUGAAGAUUCUUCCAAAUAACCAUUCUGCACAUCAAAGGUCAAAAAAUAUAAUGGGGCAUCAGUCACCAGAUAACUUAAUGGAGUCUUCCCACAUUGGAUUAACCGCUGGCCUUGAUUCUACUCUUCCAGGCAGCUACAACCCUGGUAUGCCAGAUGGUAUGAACUAUUUAAAUGAUGCCUAUCCACACACCCAGUUAUCUGCCACACGAAACACUGAAAAAACUGCAAUAUCAAACACUCAACCUUCUCGUAGCCCAUCUUUGAAAAUUCGUAGGUAUAGUUUUCUUGCAGGCUCAAGAAGAGGAAGAGGAUUCAGUGAAUUAUUCAACUCUACGAUUCUGAACGACCAUUUUGAUCAGUAUUGUUCAGCCGUCAAAGAUGAUAGCUUGGGCAGAGACCUUCUGAAUACGGCCAGUCAUCAGCAGCAGCAACGUCAUCAUCAUCAACAACAAUUAAAGCAACAGCAACAGCAGCAGCAGCGGAGUUGUGGUCCUGCAAGUGAUACCUCACCAGAUUCAGGAGUGUCGGAAACAAUGGAAGAGGAUAGCAAACACCGUCCAUUGCAGAGGCGCCGUACGCUGCCCUGCAUAAUUAAGCGAGAUGAAGAAGCCGAGACUGAGAAACAGCAUUUAAAAGAAAAUCAGGCAGCAGUCAGUAGUGAAAACUUGGCGACUAAGAACCCAGAGACAAUUGUCAUUGAAAAUGGUAUAAGGAAAAGAAUCAAAACAGAGACCAACAGACAAAAUCCCACUGACAGUGGGGUGCCAAUUAAAUCUUACACUAUUGAAAGCCAAAGGAAUUUAACUAAAGUUUGUAAUCCUGGUAGUCUCCCCGACAUUAAUAUUAUCAAGACACGGUCUUUGAUAAAACCGAUGCCGAGAGAAGAAGCUUAUAAGUUGUCGUCUCAGAGAAGAGAAGAGCUCCGUCACUUACAAGAGAUUGAUGAGCGCCGUAAGCAAGGCGAUGUGUCUGUUAUUCUUGGUGAUGUCAAGCUCGGAACUUAUUCCACUGGUUUCUUUUGCUGAACUACUAAGAUAUGG